Molecule: messenger RNA, 858 nt
Organism: Rotaria socialis
Lineage: Eukaryota; Metazoa; Rotifera; Eurotatoria; Philodinida; Philodinidae
Source: the annotation of a GenBank genome assembly
AUGACUGCAACUCAAUGUUUAUCUAUUUCGUCGAAUAGAAACAUUUUCAAUGGUAACAACGAUAUUAUUACCUUUAAUAUUGGCGGUCAUAUUUAUUCAACGCGACGUUCAACAAUCAAUGAAAAUCUUGAUUCACAAUCGUAUUUAUCUUUGAUUGUAAAAAAUCAAACGAAAAUUCAAUUAGAUAAUAAUGGUCAUUAUUUUAUUGAUCGUGAUGGCAAAUAUUUUUGUUAUAUAUUAAAUUAUUUUCGUGAGAAAAAACUUAUCUUACCGGAAAAUUUCAAUGAAUUAAAACAACUUUUUUCUGAAGCAAAAUUCUAUCAAAUCGAUGGACUAAUAAAUGAAAUUGAAAAUCAUUUAAAUAAAACAAAUGAAACCAAUAAAGAGUAUCAUCGCGGUUUUCAAUUUACUUUAAUUUCAAAUUUAGAAAAAAAUGGGAAAAUAUUAAAAUUAAUUGGUCCAUUAAAAUUAAUUACUUUUUUUCAUAUUAAAUUAAUCGGAGAAAAAUUUUUAAAUAUUAUUUCUUCGUUUAAGAAUCCGCAAGAUAUUUUAUGUCAAUUGUCUUUUUCAUUUGAUGAGAACCUAAUAGCAUGUCAACCAAUCGAUCAACUGCAACGUUUUGUACUUACUAAACAAGCUAGAAAAAUGAAUUUAAUAGUUAGUUAUUGUGAUGAUUAUUUUUAUAUACCUACUGAACGUGACAUUAUGUCACGGCAUGAAUUUACACAAAUAUUAUUACAAAUGCAUAAUGGAAAAUUAUUAGAUUCAAAUAUUAAACAUGAUGAUUCACAAAGUCUAGUCGAGCAUUGGUUUUUGCCAACAGAAUUUGACGAAGCAUUCGAAUGCAAGCAGAAAUAG